This is a messenger RNA of Lampris incognitus (smalleye Pacific opah), 2562 nucleotides long. Its product is annotated as metal transporter CNNM1. Gene Ontology annotation, biological process: magnesium ion homeostasis; transport. Gene Ontology annotation, molecular function: transmembrane transporter activity. The record is from RefSeq and is a predicted model, not a curated record. Gene Ontology annotation, cellular component: plasma membrane. The transcript is spliced from 8 exons. NCBI's taxonomy places the organism in Eukaryota, Metazoa, Chordata, Actinopteri, Lampriformes, Lampridae. Bases 1 to 2562 code for a protein of 853 amino acids.
AUGGCUGCGGAAGAUGCGGCCGUCCGGUCCCGAACCGGAGCCCCCUGCCUCUGUUUCUUCUUCUCUUUCUCCCACCUUUCUCCCCCGACACGCCUGCUCCUGCUCUGCCUCUCCGUCGGCUCUCUCCUCCCCUCUCCCGGCCUCUGCCUGCUCGGCUUUCGGCCGGAGGAGACGGGGGAAGCGCUGUCCGUGGAGGACGGGGUGCUGAAAGCCACCGAGGGGACCCGCUUCAUGCUGCGCGUGUACUACUCCACCUCCCCGCAGAGGCUCAACCGCACCGCGGGGUCCCGCGCCAACAACGCGGCGCCCUGGAUCGCCUUCAUCGAGGAGCCGACACCCGGGAGGGAGGGCCAGGUGCAUCCGAAACGGAACAUGUGCGUGGACAAGAGCGCCAGGACGUCCGACAUAGAGGUUUUGGGCUCUUUCAGGUCGGCGUCCAGCCAAAACUCGGUGCUGGUGGAGCUGCUGGCCAAGGCGCUGCGGAGGGGCGAGACGAUUAAGUACUACUCCAUGUGCGCGUUCGACGGCUCCAAAUGGGAGCACUACCGCACACGGGACUUCUGGGUCGCGGUGGCGGAGCGCUCGGAGGUCCCGGACCUCUGGCUGCAGGUGCUGGUGUCGGUUCUUCUGCUGGGGCUGUCGGCGCUGUUCAGCGGGCUGAACCUGAGCCUGCUGGCGCUGGACCCGGUGGAGCUGCAGGUCCUGCAGAACAGCGGCACGGACGCCGAGCAGAAGUACGCGCGGAAAAUCGAGUCGGUGCGCCGCCACGGGAACUACGUGCUGUGCACCCUGCUGCUGGGAAACGCGCUCAUGAACGCGUCCCUGGCGGUGUGGAUGUGCCAGAUCCUCGGCAUGACCUGGGUCUCCACCGUCAUCUGCGCCUUCGGCGUCUUCUUCGUCGGCGAGAUCCUGCCGCACUCGGUGGCCUCGCGCCACGGCUUGGCCAUCGCCUCCAGGACCAUCUGGGUGACCCGGGUGCUGAUGGUGCUCUCCUUCCCCAUUUCCUUCCCCAUCAGCAAACUGCUGGACCUCAUCCUCCACCAGGAGAUCUCCAACUUCUACACCCGGGAGAAACUGCUGGAGAUGCUGCGCAUCACCGAUCCCUACCACGACCUGGUGAAGGAGGAGCUCAACAUCAUCCAGGGCGCGCUGGAGCUCCGCACCAAGACCGUGGAGGAGGUGCUGACCCCGCUGACGGACUGCUUCAUGCUGGCCAGGGACGCCGUGCUGGACUUCAACACCAUGUCCGAGAUCAUGCAGAGCGGCUACACGCGCAUCCCGGUGUUUGAGAACGAGCGCUCCAACAUUGUGGACAUCCUGUUUGUGAAGGACCUGGCCUUUGUGGACCCGGACGACUGCACGUCGCUGAAAACCAUCACGCAGUUCUACAAACACCCACUACACUGUGUCUUCAAUGACACCAAACUGGACGCCAUGCUGGAGGAGUUCAAGAAAGGGAAGUCCCACCUGGCCAUCGUGCAGCGGGUGAACAAUGAAGGGGAAGGCGACCCGUUCUACGAAGUCAUGGGGAUCGUUACCCUGGAGGACGUCAUAGAGGAGAUCAUCAAAUCAGAGAUCCUGGAUGAAACCGACCUGUAUACUGAUAACCGCACCAAGCGUCGCGUCUCCCACCACGAGAGGAAGCUGCAGGACUUCUCCAUCUUCAAACUCUCCGAGAACGAGAUGAAAGUGAAGAUUUCCCCUCAGCUGCUGCUGGCCACACACCGCUUCCUGUCUACAGAGGUGGAGCCCUUUAAGCCGGCCUACCUAUCUGAGAAAAUCUUGCUGCGGCUGAUCAAGCACCCCAGUGUGGUCCAGGAGCUCAAGUUUGACGAGAAGAGCAAACGGGCACUGCAACAUUUCCUGUUCCAGCGCAACAAACCGGUGGACUUCUUCAUCCUGGUCCUCCAGGGCCGCGUGGAAGUGGAGUUUGGUAAAGAGGCCUUGAGGUUUGAGAAUGGAGCUUUUGCCUACUAUGGGGUGCCAGCCAUUACGCCAACAGUCCACAGAUCGCCCUCUCGCAGCAGUGGUCUGGACCGCUCUGACUCCAUGUUGUAUGGGGGCAGCAUGGGGCAGCUCAAUGGAGGAAUGGGGCUCUAUCUGCCCGACUACUCCGUUAGACAGCUCACAGACCUACAGAUAAUCAAGAUCACACGGAGCCACUACCAGAAUGCCCUGACAGCCACUCGGAUGGACAGCUCUCCCCAGACACCCGACGCAGACACCCGCACAGCCGAGGGCCACACACCGACCCCUGAGCCCCCCGCCCCGGGGUACACCGCCACCCUCAUGCCCCCCAGGGAACCGGCCCGGCCCGGCUCGGCCCAGACCCGAGGACAGCAUCCCAGCAUCCCACACAGUACGUCAGUGCUCAAUGAGAAGAACCGCAUCGUCCGCAGUAAGUCGGACGGCCAGAAGAGUCCCAGUGACUCAGUGUUUCUGAGGAUGGAUGAGAUCCCGUACAUCAGAGAGGACCGCUCCGAGAGCGACUCCACCCCUGGUACUCCCUCCGCUGCGCACCACACGGCGUGUACUUCAGCCAUGCAGUAUGAACGCUGCUAG